Vigna unguiculata (cowpea) is the source of this 2839-nucleotide messenger RNA. Its product is annotated as putative myosin-binding protein 5. Gene Ontology annotation, molecular function: myosin binding. The record is from RefSeq and is a predicted model, not a curated record. NCBI's taxonomy places the organism in Eukaryota, Viridiplantae, Streptophyta, Magnoliopsida, Fabales, Fabaceae.
UAAGAUUGACCUUGUAACAUUUAAAUCUUUGAAUGGUAGUUGUAAUGACUAGCAGCUGUGAAUGAGAAGUGUGAAGAAAAAUGGUGUAAGAAGAGUUUGGCAAUGGGAAAAGGAAGAGGUAUCUGUUUUUGUAAUUUGGGAACAAAAUUGGGAGAGGCAUGAUAGACCGUUAUUUCAGGUAAUUGUCUGCCUAACAGCCUCCAUUGGUUUUAAUUUCUUCUAUUUACGGCUAAUUGAGUUCCACCUUUCACAUUCUCUUUUCUUUCCUUUGCAAACGUGCCACUGAGAGAGACACACGCUGAGAGAAAGAUCUUGGUCUCAUCCCCAACCAAGGUCAUGAUCUUCCUCCUUCUUCCCACAUUCUAAGUUCCUAUCUUUUUCUUUCUUAAUCCACACCCACCUUUUAUUUUAUUUUUUUGUUUGAUCUUCGGCACCAUCAAAGAUUACAGAAGCUUUGCUGUUUUGUUGCAUUGAUCUGCAUGCUGUUAAUAAGGACAGAGAAAACAAAAUAAAAACAAAAAAACAGAAAGGAAAGAGAGAAAACUACCAAAAUGGCUACUCGAUCAUUUUCUACUUUUGUUGAGCAAGAAAUGGGGAGGUUCACACAUUUUGUGAUCUAUGUGUUGCUUGAAUGGGUGCUGAUAUUCAUACUCUUCCUUGACGGUUUUCUUGCAUUUGCGGCCAAUGAGUAUGCAAGAUUCUUUGAAUUGCAUAUCCCUUGCUGGCUGUGCACCAGGUUUGAUCAUGUUCUGGUUCACAGAAAUCAUGAUUUCUAUUACAAUGAGUCUGUUUGUGAGGCUCACAAGAAGGACAUGUCGUCUUUGGCGUUUUGUCACAAUCACAAGAAGCUCUCUGACAUAAGGAAAAUGUGUGAGGGGUGCCUUCUUUCAUUUGCAACGGAGAAGGAAUCGGAUUGUGACACAUACAAGUCCCUUGUAGGGAUUUUGCACAAGGAUUUGGAGUGCUUUGUUCAGGAUGGCCAACCGAUUCAGUUGAGUUUGAAGGAUGAUGGGUUCAUGCAGGUUGACAGACUCAACAACCAAAGGUGUUCUUGCUGUGGAGAGCCUUUGAAAAUGAGGACUACCAAUGCAAAAGUGAAGCACUCCUCAUCGUUUGCGCGAGCCCCGAAUCCUUCACCACGAGCUUUUCCAUUUUCAUCAAAAAAUGACGAUUCUCAUUCUCUGGAAUUGCCUCACAUGAGGUACAAAGAACUAAAGUUUAUGUCAUAUCACGAUUCCGAGCUUCAGGAGGAUGACUUCAAUAUAAAUAGUCCGAAUGUUAAAUUAAGGGACGACCACAAAUCUAUCUCAAUGCCUCCUGUAUUGUCAGAACUUGAUGAUCUGAAUGAUGAGUCCAGCAAAUUCACCCCAACUUUUACAAGGGGCAAUAAGUUCUUUGGUAUCCCACUCACCGAUUCUGCAAACAACAGUCCCAGGUGGACUUACAGAAUUAGCAGGAAAUCACCACUGGAAAAGACAGAAUUUGCCUCUGAGUCUAAUGAGGUAACCCAAAGUGACUUUGAUGAUGCCGUCUUAAGCAAUUUGAACAGACAAGUUCGUUUGGAUCGCAAAUCACUCAUGGCUUUGUACAUGGAGCUAGAUGAAGAAAGAAGUGCUUCAGCUGUUGCUGCCAACAAUGCAAUGGCCAUGAUCACCCGGCUACAGGCUGAAAAGGCAGCGGUGCAAAUGGAGGCUUUGCAGUAUCAGAGAAUGAUGGAAGAGCAGGCUGAGUAUGAUGAAGAAGCCCUGCAAGCAAGUACUGAAGAAGUGCAAGCUUUACAAGCUGAAUUGGAGGUUUAUAAGAAACAAUAUGGAUGCUUAGCAGAAGGAGUUAUCUCGUCCCUUCGUAACAGCUCUUCAUUUAGGUUCAAUGAAGGUAAUGAUAAUCAAGUUGCGUCAUCUCAGACAGAAAAUGGAGGGAUAAGACACAGUGAAUCAGUCAAAGCUUUUAAAGCAGAGAGAGCACAUCUUCUUGGCCGGAUAAAGAAAGUAGAAAGUAGAAAUCCCUUUGAAGAAAGUGGAGUUUAUUCCUCCUUACUGUCUAGCUCUGACAGUGUUAAUAAUUUAGACAAUGAGAAAGGAAAAGGAGGCGAAAUCUUUCUACCAAAAGAACUGUCUUUUCUUGCUGAAAGAGUGAAGGCUCUAGAAGCCAACAGUGGGUUUUUAGACCUUGUUUCCAAUAAAGAGGAGAAAGAUGGUGAAGGUACCAAAAUUUUGACAGAGAUAUCACAGAAUCUAGAGAAACUCAGUCACCUUGUUAUGAACUCCUCUGAGGUAGACAGUGCAUGAUGCCUAUUUUUGUUUUAUAGUAACUGGCCCUUUAAGUGUUGAUGAGGCUCAGAAUGAAGAUAAUUGAACUUCAUGAGGCUCAGCCUAUAAUAGAAAGACCAGAAAAGUCUUCCUUGUGGUAAAGAUUCCGAGUUAUUCUGAUACUAAAGGUUCUUUGCCAAAUGGCAGCUCAAGUGUCGAAAGCAUGAAAGACUUUCUUAUGCCUCAAGAAUGUCCCUGUAAAAUAUUUAAAUUGCUCUCUGACCAUGUCUUGUAAUAGGUUUUUAAGAUCCCCAUUUCUAGGCUUCUCUAGCUUUACUUGGAUCAUUUGGACAAACUUGUCUAGGGUUUGCUUGUUUAUAAAACUAUUAUUGUCAACCUUUCCGUUUCUUUUUUAUUAUUUAGUAUGAACUUCUCUCAUGGAAGAAUUGUAAAUUUUGUAUUCCAUUCAAAUAGUAAAACAUUCAUAAAAACUCACCUCUACUAUUAUGACAAGUUAUUAACCCUUUUUCGCAAUGAAUAACCAGCCGUUUUCAAAUUAUCAACAUGGUUUUAAAAAAUAAAAUAAAACA